Tripterygium wilfordii is the source of this 2582-nucleotide messenger RNA. RefSeq lists its product as uncharacterized. The coding region runs from base 314 to 2257 and encodes 647 amino acids. The record is from RefSeq and is a predicted model, not a curated record. NCBI's taxonomy places the organism in Eukaryota, Viridiplantae, Streptophyta, Magnoliopsida, Celastrales, Celastraceae. The transcript is spliced from 2 exons.
UUAAUCAUUCAGGUGGGUACAGCCAAAAAAUGUGGAGAGGACGGCGAAAGUGAGGGUACAAAGAAGGAUGUGUGAUUGACACAGAAGUCUACACAAAAAAGUCACAUUCAGAGUUCAGACAAUUCACUGUCUAAUAAAUCUUCAAACAGUUCCCUUCUUCUCUCUGACAUUGGAACGGAGCAGCAUAAAAUCCAAUCCAAUCCAAACCCCAAAAUUGUUAGUUAUCUCGGCUACCCACCUGUGUCGUACAAAGAUUGGUCUUUGUCUUCGACGCUCUCCCCCCCCCCCCUAUUUCUGUCUUUCUAUAUAUAGAAUGGCCUUAGUCCCAUAUGGGGACAAAGAUUCAAAGCCAGAUUCCUCAUCUCUUCCUUGGCAAGAUAUGUUCAGAUCGGCUUCAAUUCGUAAACCCACAAAUCCGCAGCCGCCGCCGACUGCGUCACGGGAGCCGGCGAAUUCCGAUGACCCAGAUCGUAAAAAUGCCAUUUCAGGGGAUCCCCAGGUACGACUUGCGCUAUAUAUAGCCAUGGCCCAUGCUGGGCUUGCGUUUGGUAUCUUCACUCUAUACAUGAUAUCCAGGCUGUUGCAAGAGUAUUUAAGGCCAAUUCAAUGGGCUAUCUUGUGUUCAAUCCCCUUAAGAGGGAUACAGCAGACCCUUGUGGGUUUUUGGAGCGAGCCUUUGAAAUUGGGGCUCACAGAGACAGUACUUGCAGGUCCUGUUGCUAUUUUCAAGGUUUUUGUGGGCACUAUUAUUGAUAUUAAGGGUGUUUUUGUUAAGGUGUUUGUCAAAAGGUCAAAGAGAAAUCGUUCUGGUUCAAGGCCUAAUCGAAGUGCCUUUUCGAGAUUGCUUAGAUGGUUGUUGUCAUUUGGUGUGUUUCUGAUUGCAUAUGAGAGAAUUGGGGGUGCGGGGUCAUUGUUGAUUCUUGGGUUAGGGUUUCUGUGUAGUUCUAAAAAUGUGGAUUCUACCCUGGAUGCUGUGUCAUCUUUCAGAAGCAACAGCUUUAGGCGUAGUGCAAUUAGUGCCUUUUUCACAAGAGGCAUAUUAAAAAGAUUGAAAACCAUUGUGGCAAUUGGGCUAAUUGUUGCUAUGAUUGUGGGGUUUCUGACAGGAGUGAUAGUUUUCUCAUAUAAGAUUGGAGUGGAGGGGAAGGAUGCAGUAAUUUCUUUGAAAUCACAUGUGGAGGAGAGUAAUUAUGCGGAAAAACUUGGUGUUAGGCAGUGGAUAAAUGAGAAUGAUGUCCCUGGAAUGGUAGAUAGGUAUACUACACAAAUCUAUGAAACAGUGUCUGUGCAAAUUGAUAGUUUGGCAAUUCAGUAUAAUAUGACUGAGUUUGUGACUGGAAUUAAGCAGUUUGUGAUAAACUCGCCGGUUAAUUCAUCACAUCAAUCGACAGCCCUGGUUCAGCCAUCUCCUUACACAGAGAAACUAUUAAGUAUAAGGAAACGAGUUCGUAAUCGGGAAUGGGGACAGAUUUAUACGGAACUGAAUGAACUUUUGAGUGAAGUGAUUAUUUCCCGGGAGGAUUUAGUUGAGAAGGCAAAAGGGUUUGCUCUUAAAGGGAUGGAUGUGUCACAACGUGUAUUUGCUAGCAGUGCAUCUCUUUUAGGAGGCAGUGCAAAACUCAUGUUCUCGUUCGGUAGUUCCAUUAUCUCUGGUGCAGCUGGGGUUUUCAAUUUUGUGUCUCAGUCAAUGGUGUUCUUCUGGCUUUUGUAUUAUCUUAUCACUUCAGAGUCUGGUGGUGUCACGGAACAAGUGAUGUAUAUGCUUCCUAUGUCAAAUUCAGCAAGAAUUAGAUGUGUUGAAGUUCUUGAUAAUGCUAUUUCGGGUUGUCUUUUGGCUACAGCUGAGAUUGCAUUUUUCCAGGGAUGCCUUACAUGGCUUUUAUUUAGAUUGUUCAACAUACAUUUCUUGUACAUGUCAACUAUUCUCGCAUUCCUCAGCCCUCUGUUCCCGAUCUUUCCAACUUGGUUUUCGACAAUUCCAGCUGCCGCUCAGUUGUUGCUGGAAGGUAGAUAUGUAAUGGCUGCAAGCUUGUCUGUAAUUCAACUCGUGCUUAUCGAUUACGGGGCAACUGAAAUUCAGGAGGAUAUACCCGGUUAUAAUGAAUAUCUGACAGGGCUUAGCAUCAUUGGUGGAAUGACAUUGUUCCCCUCUGCACUUGAGGGAGCAAUCAUGGGUCCAUUGAUAACUACAGUCGUCAUCGCUCUCAAGGAUUUGUACGCUGAAUUUGUACUCGAAGAACCAACGAAAAGUGAUUAGGCUUGUGCUGCACUGGACCAUGUCGCUUUCCAUUCAUUGUCUGCAAUAGUGUGGAGAUUUCUUGUAUAUUAGUUAUGCUUGCUUGGGGUGAAUACAGAAAUUGGGUGCAUAGGUGUUCGUUUCUCCUUUUUAGGAGAGAGAAUGCAUUUCUUGUGUUUUAUCUGGUAUCUGGCAGUGGCAAGGUUGCGAAAGAAAAUUGUACAUUAUUUAUGUUGUUCAAGUAAGAAUUUGAGUAUUCAGAUGUUUGCUUCUCUUUAAAACCUGUCACUCCUUUUCUAUACAAAAGGAAUUUGUCAGAACGAUCUACGCGGUUGGGGAGACUGUU